This is a messenger RNA of Balaenoptera musculus (blue whale), 505 nucleotides long. RefSeq names its product family with sequence similarity 229 member A (gene FAM229A). The transcript is spliced from 3 exons. The coding region runs from base 25 to 411 and encodes 128 amino acids. The record is from RefSeq and is a predicted model, not a curated record. Lineage: Eukaryota; Metazoa; Chordata; Mammalia; Artiodactyla; Balaenopteridae.
CAGCGCGCCACAGCCCGUGUCACAAUGCAGCCCUCCCCCUCGACGCCCGGGCCCCCACGCGCCGCAGACACCUGCCAGGCUCCGCCUGGACCGGAGCGUCCUCACGCGGCCAGGGCUCAGGCAGCUGCUUCCAGCCUGGGACCGGCCUCGGCCUCCGGCAGAGCGCCCCGGGGCCCGGACAUGAGUGCCCAGGAGGCCCCGCAGGGUCGGAGAUUCCCCAUUGAGGCCGGAGACUCCCCUGGCUUUGCCGCCCCCCGCGAGUCCCAGGACAGCUCGGAGCGGGUAGCUACGGAGCACAACCCGGUCAGGCCGCUUCGACGCUGCCCCGGCUGCCACUGCCUGACGCUGCUGCACGUGCCCAUCGACGUCUACCUGGCCUUGGGCGGGAGCCCCCGGGUCCGCGCCACCUGAGUGCGCCUGUGCACCGCAGCUCCGCUGAGGUCGCGCGCGCCGAGCACGAGACAGUGAUGCACAUUUUAAAAUAAAAGAACGGAUGCACAUUUUA